UAGAAUGGAUGUGGAUAGGAGGGUUCAAGCAUACUGUGGGCAGACCCUGACCCUCCCUUGAUCCCAGCGGUGGGUGCUGAUGAGCACUUCUCCCUCGCAAUGACUAUGCGAACCGCUGCAAUCACAAAUGGAAGAAUCAAGCUGGACACAGACAUUCGGGACCAAAGCAAAAGAGAAAUUCUUACUAGCGUAAAAAGGGAUAAUUCUGACUUUUGUGUCAGAGUUCCCAGCAUCCUGAGCAACAUUCACAACAGCCCUGGAAAGCAUUUUCACAACAAAGCAAAAACCUGCUCAAGCAGCCGGAACAUAGUGGAGAGAUCUGGCUUCUCUCCAGCUCUGAGGAAGGGACAGGAAGAGAAUUGGGUGACCCUGGGGGCUCUUACAGUUCCACUGGCCAAGCAGAUGGGUGCCGAAGGUUCCCCAGUCAAAAGCAAGUCACUGUUCGGACAUACCUGUCACAACAACUUGGGCAAGAUGGAUCCAGUGGCGUCUAAUGGAAGUAAGCAGCCUAGGAACGCUGGGCUAGGGACUGGAACGUCCAUGGCAGGGGUGUCCUUACCUGAACACGGUCUUGAUGGAAGUGUAGUGAAGGGCACUGGCCAUGCUGCCAGCCAGACUAGUUGUAUAAGACAGAUUCUGCUGCUGCAGCUAGAACUGAUAGAACAGCAGCAGCAACAACUGGAUAACAAGAACAAGGAGAUAGAUGACCUCAAAGCUGAGAAGGAGAUGUUGGUGGCUCGAAUCGAGCGCAUGGAACGGCGGUUACAAACAAUAAAGAAAGGCGACGCAGAGGUCCGACCCACUCCACGGCGAAAAAAUUCUGUGGAGCCUGUCUCAUCAGAAAGCACUGGGCAGUCUGAGGAACAAAGUCAGACCCCACAACAAACACAUUUCGGAAGGGGUGGCAAGAACCUAAAAAGAAGAUUUCUUUUUCAAGAUUCCCCCGUGGUGAAGUCCAGGCGUGGAGCUCCCAAAACGUCCCCACCAAAAGAAAACCAAGCUGUAAAGGAGGAGUUUCAGGAAAAGCGGGAACCUGAGGUCCGGUCACACAGUUUUUCCGUUGUCGAAUCAGAGGAACUGCCUUACAUGGGUACAACAGAGAUGUAUCUCUGCUGCUGGCACCAGCCGCCUUCUUCACCAUGGCAAACUCCAUCUCCAGUAGAGCAGGACGUGGUCACUGUUCCUUCCUGGCGAGAGAGCAGUGUGGAACCACUGAAAGACAAAAAACCUACAGACAUCCUUGAAUGUCUGGAUGAUGCUGUGUUCAUGAAGAGACACUCAAAACUGGAGCUGGAUGAAAAAAGACGUAAAAGAUGGGAUAUUCAGCGCAUACGGGAGCAGCGGAUGUUUCAGCGCCUUCAGCAGAGGAUGUACAAGCGGAAUUUGAUUCAGGAGAGUGAGCGUGAGCUGUUGUCCUUUUACCCAGAAGCAGAGGAUGUGGAAUCGAUAAUGAUCACACCCUUCCUGCCAGUGGUGGCGUUUGGCAGGCCUCUUCCUAACCUUAAACAACAGAACUUUGAAGUACCAUGGCUGGAGGAACGCAGCCAGAGCCGCCGAGAGGUGUCUAAAAAGAAAACACCCCAUCGAACCUGCCGGAAGUGACUCAAAAGCAGUCUGGAAGAAGGAAGCGCCUGCAUCUCCUUACAAAAAGGCUUAGGUUUAAACGCAACUGUCCUAUGCUGUAUGUGUGCUGUAUGUUUUUGGCAUUAUCACACAUCCAACAUACACUGAUUAGCCGUUUCUACACUCACUGUCCAUUUUAUUAGCUCCACCUUCCAUAUAGAAACACUUUGUAGUGCUACAAUUACUGACUGUAGUCUGUCUAUUUCUGGUCAGGACCACCACAGAGCAGGUAUUAUUUAGGUGGUGGAUCAUUCUCAGCACUGCAGUGACACUGACAUGGUGGUGGUGUGUUAGUGUGUGUUGUGCUGGUGUCAGUGGAUAAGACACAGCAAUGCUGAUGGAGUUUUAAAACACCUCACUGUCACUGCUGGACUGAGAAUAGUCCACUAACCAAAAAUAUCCAGCCAACAGCGCCCCAUGGGCAGCGUCCUGUGACCACUGAUGAAAGUGACCAACUCAAACAUCGCAGCAAUAGAUGAGAUCGUCUCUGAUUUUACAUGUACAAGGUGGACCAACUAGGUAGGAGUGUCUAAUAGAGUGGACAGUGAGUGGACACGGUAUUUAAAAACUCCAACAGCGCUGCUGUCUGAUCAACUCAUACCAGCACAACACACACCACCAUCAUGUCAGUGUCACUGCAGUGCUGAGAAUAAUCCACCACCUGAAUAAUACCUGCUCCGUGGUGGUCCUGUGGGGGUCCUGACCAUUGAAGAACAGGGUGAAAGUAUGUAGAGAAACAGAUGGACUACAGUCAGUAAUUGUAGAACUACAAAGUGCUUCUAUAUGGUAAAUGGAGCUGAUAAAAUGGACAGUGAGUGUAGAAACGAGGUGGUUUUAAUGUUAUGGCUGAUCAGUGUAUAUUAUGUAGGAUACCAUGAUUGCACUUUUACUCCGUAAGUGGACCCUGCUGGGUAUAUUGUAUGCUGGUCUAGUUGUCCUAAGUUCAGCGUUUUUGUUUGCACUGCAAAAGUUGAAUUUCUAUUUUCUUAAUGCUUUUGCUUCAUCCAAUGCGAGAGCAGUUAUGGACCAAAAUCCUGUUUUGUUCAUUUGUGGUUUAAUAGAGAGACUGUAACAUUUUUUAUUUCUGCUUGUUUUGAAGAGGUUAUGUUAAUCUAAAAAAGUCUUGUAACAUAGUGUUGUUCGUUCAAAGAAUAAAUGUUCAUUAUUCUAAAUGCACCUUAAAGAAUUAUUUCACAUAUUAAAAGUUUAAAUGGA
Trichomycterus rosablanca is the source of this 2838-nucleotide messenger RNA. It is a transcript of the gene msl1a, whose product is annotated as MSL complex subunit 1a. Gene Ontology annotation, cellular component: MSL complex. The record is from RefSeq and is a predicted model, not a curated record. The transcript has 8 exons. Gene Ontology annotation, molecular function: chromatin binding. Lineage: Eukaryota; Metazoa; Chordata; Actinopteri; Siluriformes; Trichomycteridae. The coding region runs from base 100 to 1602 and encodes 500 amino acids.